This is a messenger RNA of Hylaeus volcanicus, 426 nucleotides long. Its product is annotated as zinc finger protein 425-like. The record is from RefSeq and is a predicted model, not a curated record. The coding region runs from base 1 to 426 and encodes 141 amino acids. NCBI's taxonomy places the organism in Eukaryota, Metazoa, Arthropoda, Insecta, Hymenoptera, Colletidae. Gene Ontology annotation, molecular function: RNA polymerase II transcription regulatory region sequence-specific DNA binding; DNA-binding transcription factor activity, RNA polymerase II-specific. Gene Ontology annotation, cellular component: nucleus. Gene Ontology annotation, biological process: regulation of transcription by RNA polymerase II. The transcript is spliced from 3 exons.
AUGUAUUUCGGGCUGCUCCAUUGGGUCAGGACACCGAGUAUGCCACGAAGAGCAUACCCUUGCGGCAAGUGUCAGAAGAUCUACGCGAACGCAUCUUCCCUGUACCGGCACUUGAAGCUCGAGUGCGGCAUUCUCCCGCAGUUUCACUGUCCUUACUGUCGCUUCAGCUCAAAGAGGAAAUUCAAUUUGGACUCCCACGUGGCGCACAAGCAUCGAAAAUUGUUACAGUGGUAUCCUACCUCGCAGGUCGAGGACACGUCGAAGAAAUUGUAUCCAUGCGCGCGAUGCGAUCGCAAAUACAAGCAUAAAAGUAGCCUGAAACGACACAUUCUGUACGAAUGUGGCAAGGAAAAGCAAUUCGUUUGUCCCAUUUGCAGUAAAAGGCUCACCCUGAGCGGCAUCCAGAAACACAAGAACGUUCAUUGA